CCUGGAGGGUUGAAGAGGAGAACCGCAAGUUUUCGGAGCCGAGAUAUUCAUCCGAGUCACUAUGGGCGUAUUUUUCCAAUUGACACGUCUGAAGGAAUCAAUGUUGGACUUGCUGGAUCCUUAGCAAUUCAUGCGAGAAUUGAUCACUUGAGGGGAUCCAUAGAGAGUCUGUUUUAUGAAAUAUCUGCUGAGAAAGCAAAAGAAAAAAAGAGACAGGUGGUUUAUCUAUCACCAAAUAGAGAUGAAUAUUAUAUGAUAGCAGCAGGAAAUUCUUUGUCCUUGAAUCAAGGUAUUCAGGAAGAACAGGUUGUUCCGGCUAGAUACCGUCAAGAAUUCUUGACUAUUGCAUGGGAACAGAUUCAUGUUAGAAGUAUUUUUCCUUUUCAAUAUUUUUCUAUUGGGGGUUCUCUCAUUCCUUUUAUUGAGCACAAUGAUGCGAAUCGGGCUUUAAUGAGUUCUAAUAUGCAGCGCCAAGUAGUUCCGCUUUCUCGGUCCGAGAAAUGCAUUGUUGGAACUGGAUUGGAACGCCAAAUAGCUCUAGAUUCGAGGGUUUCCAUUAUAGCUGAACGCGAGGGAAAGAUCAUUUCUACUGAUAGUCAUAAGAUACUUUUAUCAAGUAGUGGGAAGACUAUAAGUAUUCCUUUAGUUAACCACCGUCGCUCUAACAAAAAUACUUGUAUGCACCAAAAACCCCGGGUUCCACAGGGUAAAUCCAUUCAAAAAGGACAAAUUUUAGCAGAAGGAGCUGCUACAGUUGGGGUCGAACUUGAUUUAGGAAAAAACCUAUUAGUAGCUUAUAUGCCAUGGGAAGGUUACAAUUUUGAAGACGCGGUAAUAAUUAGUGAACGUUUGGUAUAUGAAGAUAUUUAUACCUCUUUUCACAUCCGGAAAUAUGAAAUUCAGAUGGAUACGACAAGCCAGGGCUCCGCUGAAAAAAUCACUAAAGAAAUACCACAUCUAGAAGAACAUUUACUCCACAAUUUGGACAAAAAUGGAGUUGUUAGGUUGGGAUCCUGGGUAGAAACUGGUGAUAUUUUAGUAGGUAAAUUAACGCCUCAGAUAGCGAGCGAAUCAUCUUAUAUCGCGGAAGCUGGAUUAUUACGGGCCAUAUUUGGCCUUGAGGUUUCCACUUCAAAAGAAAUUCUCUGAAAUUACCUAUAGGUGGAAGAGGGCGCGUUAUCGAUGUGAAAUGGAUCCAAAGGGACCCGCUCGACAUAAUGGUUCGUGUAUAUAUUUUACAGAAACCUGAAAUCAAAGUUGGGGAUAAAGUAGCCGGAAGACAUGGGAAUAAAGGGAUCAUUUCCAAAAUUUUGCCUAGGCAAGAUAUGCCCUAUUUGCAAGAUGGA
Aegilops tauschii subsp. strangulata is the source of this 1346-nucleotide messenger RNA. The record is from RefSeq and is a predicted model, not a curated record. NCBI's taxonomy places the organism in Eukaryota, Viridiplantae, Streptophyta, Magnoliopsida, Poales, Poaceae.